Anopheles moucheti is the source of this 1946-nucleotide messenger RNA. RefSeq names its product DNA-directed RNA polymerase III subunit RPC5 (gene Polr3E). Bases 248 to 1627 code for a protein of 459 amino acids. Gene Ontology annotation, biological process: DNA-templated transcription. The transcript is spliced from 4 exons. NCBI's taxonomy places the organism in Eukaryota, Metazoa, Arthropoda, Insecta, Diptera, Culicidae. Gene Ontology annotation, cellular component: nucleus; RNA polymerase III complex. The record is from RefSeq and is a predicted model, not a curated record.
CGUGUUGUUACCGGAGGUGAAAUGCAAGCGUUCUGAGGCCGUAUUUUUAUCAAACAAUUACUGAAUAAAAUCGUCCAGCGUCGCUUAUCGCACUCCGUUUCAUAGGCAGAUUAUUGCAUUUACCAUGAACAGGUAGCGUAGUAACGUCCACGACUGAAAGAGCGAAGACCAUAACGAUCGGUGCAGAUAUUCAAUGUGCUGAUAGGGCUCGGCUUCUUCCUCGUGGUAGACAUUAGUAGCAAACAGAAUGGAAGAUGAAGAUGAUCCCGUCGUGGAGGAGAUCCCUGUACAUCUGUCGAAAGCGCUAGCGGAGAACUUGUACCUCCUUCAGUAUCCGCUAAAGUCCGCGACUGCAACGUUCGAUGACGGCCGGGUGGUGAAUUGUUGCGUGAAACCCAUCAAUCAACAGAUAAAGGUAGACUAUGCGCUAAACACAUCAUCGAAAAACUAUGAUGCCUUCAAGGGGGAACAAUUUGCACUGGCCGCCGAUGGGAAGCAGCGGGACAAAGCUCAAAAGCUAACGUUCCGCAGCGGAACUAUGGAUAAGCAAUCGUUUCUGAGCACGAAACCGAUCGAGGAUGUGAGCCGGUACUUGGUGUGCGUCAUCCAGGACGGGGAGAUGCACGCGACUCCGCUCAAGGGUAUCGUAUUGAUGCGGCAGUUGUUCUCCUACUUUGACAAGCAAGACAAGCGCACAAAGGCGGAACAGAAGGCCGAACAGGAUGCGGACGGUGCUGCAGAGGAUGAGGAACUGACGCAAGUGACCGUCAAGUUUGCACGGUUGGAAAAUGAAAAGGUGCGCAAGGCGCGUGAGAAAUCCUUCAACUAUCUCUCUAAGAUGGAAGCAGAAGAACCGUGGUGUGAAACGUUUUGGCACGAGAAGUCUUCCGCUACGGCGGAACUGGAGAGACAGAAGUUGGUCGGUGGUGCCAGCUCUAGUGGAAGCGGACGACUGGAGGCGGAUAAUGCGGCGCUGAACGUGAAACCGGUGGAGUACAUGGAUAUGUUAAUCAGCAAGGAGAAGACGGACCGAAACAUAGAUUCCCUUCUGCCCAGCCAGGUCGUUUGUAUGCACAAACUGAAGCAGCUCACAUUACAGGAACAACUAAAAGUUAUUCUCACCGAUGCGAAAGUAAUUACGUCGCAACAAAUACUCGACCUGCUGCCGGAUCGAACGUUGGCACCGGAGAAGGUGCGUCGAUUGUUGCCCCAGGUCGGUUGGCUGAUACGAGGUAAUUGGGUCGUCCAAUCCGAGUACAUCUACCCGGACGGUAGCGUAUCCGGCACGAAUGGUGUUGCGGCGGAACAGAUGCGCAAGGCACGCGACUACAUUAUGUUCCGCUUUACGAAAUGUGAUAAGCUCGAACGGCACCGGCUGGUAGCGAUAACGCAGCUGCCGGCCGAAGAGAUCCGAGAAAUUUUGUCCACGAUAGCGAAGCUAAAUACGGCCGAUCGCACCUGGAGCAUGCUGUUGCCACCGAAUGAAGGUUUCCAGUGUGUGAACGAACAGGAGAUAAGUGAUCGGCAAGGCGCGUUCUGGACGGCUCGAUCGGACAAAUUCAUCGAGAUGGAACGUGCGUCCACCUCGAAACGGGUACGGAAGCGUUCGACCCGCGACAGUUGCUAGCCAACUGGGAAUCCCUUUCCUCGGGAGCUCACAUCCGAUCCGGGUGGCUGGCCGCUGGAAUCGAGCUACCUGGCAAAUGGUACAGAAAUAGGAAAGAACGAACCCACGCACCGAAAUUAGCUAUUGUAUAGAAUCAGAUAUUUGCUUUACGUUCGUUGAGGGUGGUGCGCAGCAUAGCGGCGAGUCUUUUUUUGUUGUUGUUUUGCGUAAGAUGUUGCCCAUUUCGGAAUGGCGGCUUCCCGAUCCUGCCAAGGCCAAUAUGUUUAAGUUUUUAAUUUAUACGAAAUACACGCAAUCCACUCACGGAAAUAUCGGUAAA